UUCAAUAUUACAUUCAUAUGAAUAUAAACUAAUAGUCAUCAAUAUAAUAUCAGAUUCAUCUCGUUCUCGUAUGUUUGUAUUUCUGCACUAAAAGACACAGAUUUAAUCAAAAACGAAAACAAAGUGUUUACAAUCUGCAUGCCCUGCUUUCAAUAGCAGGUACUAUCCCUGAUAGACUCCUCCUCCUUUCACUUUCAACAUUAAGCAUGUUUAAAAGGCAGCCAGCACACUUUCGCUUCAUGACAAUCCCACGAGGAUACAGACGAGAGCACAAAGAUACAGACGAGAGCACAUCUUCUACCAGGACGUAAAGAGAAGUCCUGUCUGCCUCUUCAAGAUGCUGAACGAGAGAGCCAACGGGACCUCUGUUGUCGGGUCAGAGACGACACACAGAUGUGGCAAGUCCUGCCUCGGUCCUUUGACCUUCCACCCUCUGGCUGUGGGAGACAUGGUCACCUUGAGCCAUGGGUGUCGACUAGCAGAGAGGACGAGGACCACGUUCAAGGACGGCCUGGUGUUCGGCAGCCGCCCGGUAAAGAUCCGGGAGAAGAUUCGCCUGAGGGUUGAGAAAGAUAUGUUCAAAUGGCAUGGAGCUCUGCGUCUGGGCUUCACCAACGUGCCGCCCUCGCACAGAUCUCUGCCCCUGCCCAGCAUGGCCAUCCACAACCUCAUUGGCGUCCAAGGCCACUGGGCUGCCCCAGUGCAUGAAUCCCAUUGCCUAGCAGGUUCAGAGCUGGAGUUCUGGAUCUCUGAUAACGGCUCCGUAUUCGUCACAAGCACCAACCUCAAGCGGCACAAGCUCCUGACAGGAGUGGAUCUCAGCCGGCCGCUGUGGGCCAUGAUAGACAUCUACGGACACACAUGCGCCAUUUCCCUCCUGGGCUCAAAGAAAAGCAAGCUACUUAGGACCAGACGGUCCUGUCCUGCACCUGAACAACUGAACUCACUUGAUGCUGACAAACACAACAGUUUCAUUCCUUUCUCAAGGCGCUCUGGAAACAGUGAUGAACGCAUCCCAUUUGACAUGAAAGCCCCAGCAGGUGGAGGCAGCGUAAUUGAGUGUGUGGUGUGCAUGGAUAAGCAGGCCAGAGUCACUUUGUCUUGCGGCCACCAGUGUUUAUGUACCCAGUGCGCCCCAAGAGUCUUCCGACAGUUGGGCUCCUGCCCGCUGUGCCGAUUCAAGAUCAGCGCUCCCUCAGUGGACGGUAUUUGAGGUGUGUCUCUGUGCUGCUCGAAGGUCCAAAACAGCAGGCAGGAUAACUGCUGAGUGACUGUGACAAAAAAAACUCUGAGGAGCAACUUAAUGUUGCCCGAUCGAAGCUGAGCCAGCAACCUUUGGUACACGCCAUUCAACUCCAUCGUCCGUCAUACGCAAAUGUUGUACAGCAUGUGUAAACUGAGAUGUACUGGGAUGUUGAGGUGCUUAUAUGAGCUCCUCGUGUGAAAGAAUGUGGGACACUUUACUGCACUUUUAUUGUGAUUGUUAGAUAUGGAUGAAGGCCAGCCAGCAUGUGACUUUUUGGCAAAGACAAUCAAUGGCAAAUAAUGAUCUGCACUCAGUUGAGCACAAAGUGUAAUGUAAUUUACAGUCACAGGCACAGCACAGGGUAAUUUGCUUCCCUGGUGUUGUAAAUCUUGAAAUAUUCUCUAUUUUUGUAAAAAGAAAAAUAAUAAUAUAUAUCUUUUCAUAUUAUUUGAUUGUAAAAAUAUGACUAUCAAUACAAUGUAUUAUGUCUAUCACACAAUUGUAUUUUCUAUCCUUAUUUUCAAACUUGUUAUGAUAUUUGAUAUAAAUGUUCGGUGUCUAUUUGCUUAUUAAAUUGAUACAACUGUUAA
Messenger RNA from Cyclopterus lumpus (lumpfish), 1836 nucleotides. RefSeq names its product E3 ubiquitin-protein ligase NEURL3. Bases 338 to 1213 code for a protein of 291 amino acids. The record is from RefSeq and is a predicted model, not a curated record. Lineage: Eukaryota; Metazoa; Chordata; Actinopteri; Perciformes; Cyclopteridae. The transcript is spliced from 4 exons. Gene Ontology annotation, molecular function: ubiquitin protein ligase activity.